Beta vulgaris subsp. vulgaris (sugar beet) is the source of this 994-nucleotide messenger RNA. RefSeq names its product 60S ribosomal protein L18a-like protein. NCBI's taxonomy places the organism in Eukaryota, Viridiplantae, Streptophyta, Magnoliopsida, Caryophyllales, Amaranthaceae. The transcript has 4 exons. Bases 246 to 716 code for a protein of 156 amino acids. The record is from RefSeq and is a predicted model, not a curated record.
CUCAUUACUCCUGGGCCCUUCAACCUCAUCCCACUUUCCAGUUUUCACUUUCCUCUCUCUUUCACCCUCUCUCUCUUCAUCAAACUGAUCGAUACAACUUUGGAAAAAAAAAAAACAAAGCAAUAAAAAACUUUGACUUUCAGAAUUCACAAUUUACAAACAAUCAUCAGCAUUAAAACCAGCUAAAAUCUUCCCUACAUUCAAUUGAAGAGUGAACAAAACUAGAAUUACAACCAAAUACUAGUAUGAGUGAAGAAGGCAAGAUAGUUUAUCAUCAUCAUGAGCAACACCAACCACAUCAUCAUCAUCAAGAAGAUGAAUCUCCUCCACCUCCACCUCCUGUUGUACCUCAUUAUGGCACAUUUCAGGGUGUUCCUUCUUCUCCUGCCAUGGGUUUUCCUCAGCCUGCCCCGCCUCCUGGCUCCAUGGAUCCACCCCCAGAAUACUAUUCCCGCGGUUAUCAAGCAGUUCCAGGCUAUGUGGUUGCUGAAGGAAGGCCAAUGAGUGAGCAUCGCCUUCCUUGCUGUGGUAUUGGUUAUGGCUGGCUCUUGUUCAUAAUGGGAUUCUUCCUGGCUGGUUUCCCUUGGUAUUUUGCGGCAAUUAUUCUAAUAUUUUGCGGUAAUGUGGAUCAAAGAGAGAAGCCAGCAUACAUUCUCUGCACAAUUGCUGCUGUCCUGGCUGCUAUAGCCACCAUAUUUGGUGUGACCAGAAUUUAAUGAAGAUUGAGCAUAUCUUUACGUAUUGCGCUUUCAUGGAAAUGAAACCAUGGGAUGUGCAUUGGCUUGGAAUUUGUUGAGCAGGCUUUCGUGUUUGCUGUAGUUUGUUGUGUAAGUAGCUAAGUAAUUAUUGACAUUUUUAUUGCGUGUUUGUGAUUGUAUAUAGAUUUCUUUUGCUAUUUGUAUCACUAUACUAUACCUUCUGGAACUGAGCAUUUUUUUCAUAUAAAUUCAUUUGUAUUUGUAUCACUUUAAUGAAACAUACAAAACUUGGUUUA